CCAAUUUUAAAAAGUUCAAGGCUCCAACCUAAAUUCGUAGGAGAUAUAAAAGCAUUCCCGUAGUACUCGAAACCCAAAAUAUCUGAACCUCGAAGAGAGAAUCACGUUGUGCUGCUAGGGUUUUUUCCGGUACGUGCUUCAUCGCCUCCGAUCUCUUCGUUUCCUGGCAAGCAAUGUCUCGUGUAUAUGUUGGGAAUUUGGAUCCGAGGGUCUCUGAGCGCGAGCUUGAAGAUGAAUUUCGUGUGUUUGGAGUUAUUCGAAGUGUAUGGGUUGCACGAAGACCCCCAGGUUAUGCCUUCAUAGAUUUCGACGACCCCAGAGAUGCACGGGAUGCAAUUCAUGAAUUAGAUGGGAAGAAUGGCUGGAGAGUUGAACUUUCUCACAAUUCUAGAGGUGGUGGAGGUGGCCGUGGAGGAGGGGGUCGUGGUCGUUCCGGUGGAUCUGAUUUGAAAUGCUAUGAGUGUGGUGAGCCUGGGCAUUUUGCUCGUGAAUGCCGUUUACGUGGUGGUGGUGGUGGUGGUGGCGGUGGUGGUGGCGGCGGUGCUGGAAGAAGACGUAGCCGCAGUCCCCGAUACCGCCGGAGUCCAAGUUAUGGUCGCAGGAGUUACAGUCCCCGUGGAAGAUCUCCAAGACGUCGCAGUGUGUCACCUCGUGGGCGUAGCUUUAGUAGAUCACCUCCAUACCGUGGUAGAGAGGAGAUACCUUAUGCCAACGGAAAUGGCAUAAAGGACCGGCGCCGGAGCAGGAGCUGAAGACUGCCAACUUCUCAACCUGCCUUAGUUAACACAUGAUGUUUAGAGGAUUACUCCGGGUCUAUAUGUUUUUAGUGCUUGGACUUCGUAUGGGACCUUUUUAAAAUCGGGCGACGCCCUCAGCCUCUACUUUUGAGUUUGGAUAAGUCCUUUCUAUCUUCUGUUUGAAUUGUUUUUCUUUUAGUUGAUCAGUAUAGUUGUAGGAUACUAAAAUAUCAUUAGCUCAUAUUUAUUUUGAUAGUGUUAUUAAGCAAAUGUCUUGAAGGGCACUGCUAAAGAUGUAUGUUUUUUUUUUCCUUGUUGAGGUGUCGUCUCGUUCUGCCUCACUGCUUUUCUGCUUCUAGUCGUCUGCUUCUGCUUCACUGCUUUUCUGCUUCUGCCCUAUCCUCUGGGAUUUCGUUCUACACUGCCCAGCUCUGGGAUCUUCAAUUUGAAAGGUUGUAGGUCCCAGCCGGCUAUUGAUUGAAUCUCUCUGCGGUUGUCUUGCACGCUCUCAUAUUGUUUAUGGGAUUCCUUUUUAAUUAACUUGAUGAGGCAUGAGGAACGUCAUCAAAUGCUUCUGGCAGGUACAUGAAAAACUGUUCUACAGAAGUUUUGGUUGGGAUUUUUUUUUUUUUUUUUUUUAUAGAAAAUCAGUUUUUCUUAAGGCAUCUGCAUUGCAUUCUUCUCUUCAUAGCAUUUACGUCAUCACAUUAGGAGGAUGUUUUUCCAUAUCAUUUAUUAUCAUUUGAUCUGUUUCUCCCUUGUUGUCUUUUGGUAACAUCAUUGAUCAUUUGAAUCUCGAGAGUUAGCUUCGCUCUACAUGUGAUCGUUUAGGACGUUUGCAUCUCCUUAGGUAUGGUUCUAUUAAUUGAAGGGGUGAUUAAAGCUUUACUAGUCAGUAUCUUGUGAACGGGGAUUUCUUUUGAAAUUUUUAUUUCAAGUCUUAUACAUGUUAAUUUUUUUUCUUGAUUACGACUGCUUGUUUGGUGGGGCGGUUGUGACUGCUUGACGACCACGUUGCCUUUAAGUGACUUGUCUCAAGAUGAGCCAACCUCUACCCAACCAAGUGCUAGUGGGAGUUCUCUUCCGUGCCACUCGACCUCCCAUUUCAAUGAUUCUUUAGAUUAUCAUCGCGUUCGUGUUCAAGUUCUGCACAUCUAGCAGAGACUUGGUUCGUUUCCCCUCUGCUUGAAAGUUCUUCCUAUCUCUCAAGAGAAACAUAAGUGUGUUCCUGUGGGUUUGUCAUCGGAAGUCAUCAUCAUGCCCGCCAGUUUCCCUUCGUCUUAGUAUGCGGAUGCUAGGUCCUUGUCUGCCCUCCUACACAUAACAACUAUGCACGUUCUAUACACACACACACAUAUUAUAUGUAACCAAUCAAGAUUUUGUAAUUUGACUUUUGCUCUUUUUAUCUUUUGCGAAUGUUUUUUAUAAUUGCCAGGCUGGAUCAUCAUUUUAAUUCUAAAGGUUUUUUUUUAUUAGACUAUCCAUAGCUGGAAAUGCAAACCUCUUCUAAUUUUCCUCCCAA
Molecule: messenger RNA, 2259 nt
Organism: Cucumis sativus (cucumber)
Lineage: Eukaryota; Viridiplantae; Streptophyta; Magnoliopsida; Cucurbitales; Cucurbitaceae
Product: serine/arginine-rich splicing factor RSZ22
Exons: 6
Coding region: 174-752 (192 amino acids)
Biological process (GO): mRNA splicing, via spliceosome
Cellular component (GO): nuclear speck
Molecular function (GO): zinc ion binding; RNA binding
Source: RefSeq, a predicted model, not a curated record